AUGGAUUUGUUGGGUGAUAUUGUGGAAAAGGACGUUGAAGAGACUCCAACGGCUGAAAUUAGUGAAAACACUAGAGAGUUGAGUAAAAAUGGGUUCCCAGAAUUAUACAAACCAGAAAAAAUAUCAUCAUGGAAACAACGUUUAAGGGCUAAGGCUGCUAUGAAAAGAAGUGGUGAGGAUAAUUCAAAUGAGAGGGUUCGAGCUAAACCUGCUGAAAGAGCUGUGGUUGCAGAGGACAAUGAGGAAAAACGUACUGAAGCUCAAUCUAUUCAUAUGGAAAAUUUAAAUACUAUUAAUAAUAUGUCUGAUGAACAGAUUAUGCAAGAGAAGAGAGAACUUUUUGAAUCGAUGAAUCCAAAAUUAAUUCAAAAAUUGUUGGCUAAUAUUAAUAAAAGGUCAGGUAAGGAUGGAGAAAGUGCGCCAUUGUUUGCAGAAAUAGAGGGAGCACCAGGUACCUGGGUUGGUGGUACUAACGAUCCAAAUGAUUUAAGACCUAUGAGUGAUGACAUGGUUGAUAAGGCAUUGGGGGUUGAGAAACUUUCAAUCAAAGAAGAAGAAAAGCCUAAUGUUGACAUUGUUGAGAAAGAAGUUGAAAUUAAAGAAUCAUUGGAAUUCGAUGAUAUUGAUGAUGUAGCUCCCUUGGAUUAUCAAAUGGCUCAGAGUAUUGAUCAUAUGGCCAAUGAGAAUCUAUUUAAGGAUGUUCAUUUUAUCAAAUAUGUGAAUCCAAAUGAAGAGAAUGAGAAAGAAGUUGAAAAGCUGGAUUUAAAUGAUCCAAAUUUUGAUGUGAAAUUACAUGAGAAGUUUUUCCCAGAUUUACCAAAAGAUGUAGAUAAGUUAGAAUGGAUGAAACCAAUAUCAGACGAUGAAGAACAAACAAAAACCAUGAUUGACGACGUUUCACAAUUAAGAUUUGAUUUUAAAGGUGAUUUAGUACCACCUUCAAGAGAAAUCACCUCAACUACGCAUUCCGGCUUACAUCAUCACUCAGACGACCCACAAUUAGCAGGGUACACAAUUCCAGAACUAGCAAGGCUAACCAGAUCUACGUUCCCGCAACAAAGAUCAAUCUCAAUCAAAAUCCUAGGAAGAAUUCUCUAUAAAACUGGGAAACAGACAUAUUAUCAACUAGUACCUGAAAUUGACUCCGAAACUUAUAGUGAACAUGGUAGUAUAAAAGAAGUUAUGAAUAAGAUAUAUUCCAUGAUUUGGGACCUGAUAAAAGAUUGUGAAAUCAUAGAAUCACUUCAAGAUGCAGCAAACCCAAAGAGAACUAGCCAUUUGACUGUAAGAAAUUACGCUAUAGAAUCAUUAUGGCUGUGGAAACAAGGAGGUGGUGACUUCAGAAAAGAAAAUAAACCAUCAUCCACAACAGAUUAA
Molecule: messenger RNA, 1377 nt
Organism: Vanderwaltozyma polyspora DSM 70294
Lineage: Eukaryota; Fungi; Ascomycota; Saccharomycetes; Saccharomycetales; Saccharomycetaceae
Gene: RBA50
Product: Rba50p
Exons: 1
Coding region: 1-1377 (458 amino acids)
Biological process (GO): transcription by RNA polymerase II
Cellular component (GO): nucleus
Source: RefSeq, a predicted model, not a curated record